CUCAUGUAAUCUUCAGUGCCUUGAUCAGGAAGGAGAUUUUGUAUACAAUUGCUAGAUGAAAGAAAAGCUACUAGCUACGAUCAUGGGUUCUGAGUUGCAGCCUAAGCUUCCGGUUCUAGAUUUCUCCUGUUCUGAAAAUUUGAAGCCUGGAACAAGCUCUUGGCUGUCUGCAUGCAAGGAAGUUCGAGGAGCUUUAGAAGACUAUGGCUGCUUUGUGUUAGUGUACGACAAAGUUUCCUCAGAACUUCUUAAACAAGUCUUCGGUUCCUUAGAGGAGUUGUUUGAUCUCCCCACAGAAAUCAAAAUGAAAAACAAAUACGAAAAUCGCUUGAAUGGGUAUGUUGGACAAAUUCAAAAACUUCCUCUCCAUGAAAGCAUGGGUAUUCAGAACGCAGCAACUCUGGAGGCAACUCAAAGUUUCUCAAAUCUAUUGUGGUCAGAUGGAAAUGAUCAUUUCAGUGCAUGCAUGCAUUCAUAUGCAAAGCUAACAGCAGAACUAGACCAAAUGGUGACCAGAAUGAUAUAUGAAAGCUAUGGGGUAGGGAAGUACCAUGCCUCUUACACAGGCUCGACCACUUAUCUUCUGCGGGUCCUGAAAAAUAGAGUACCCGAGGUGAACGAGCCUAAUCUUGGCUUUGUCACCCAUACUGACAAGAGUUUCACAACCAUACUUCACCAAAAUCAAGUCAACGGUUUGGAGGUCGAAACAAAGGACGGCGAGUGGAUUAGUGUCGAAUACCCACCUUCAUCCUUCAUGGUAAUGGCAGGAGAUGCACUAAUGGCAUGGAGCAACGAUAGAAUUCAAUCUCCUAGGCAUCGAGUGGUGAUGAAUGGGAAUGAAGCAAGAUACUCCCUUGCACUAUUUUCAUUCAGCGAUGGGAUUAUAGAAGUGCCCAAGGAGCUUGUCGAUGACGAACACCCGUUGCAGUAUAAGCCAUUUAAUCAUCGCGGAUUACUGGAUUUCUUCAGCACAAAUACGACUCAUAAAGACAAGUACCCUAUCAAAUCCUAUUGUGGAGUCUAAAAACUGUCUUUAAUUUUUAUCGAAAGAAGCAUCGUGUAACGUUCUGUAUGAUCAACUAAUAUUGGCACGGUUUAAUUAAAUAUAGGGUGUGUUCUAAAACCGAUGCCUAGCCUCCAUGAAUUUGCAACAUGAGUACUUUCCUUUUACUCAUGCAAGUGUUCUCUAAAUUUCUUAAUAAAAAUCAAGUAACGACUAUAUAUGAUUCAUGGUUUUGUACUCUCAUGCAUAGAAUAUAUAUCAUGUGUGUAUGUACAUAUCUUUAUGCUCGCAAAUACUGUGUUCUGGCCUC
Carya illinoinensis is the source of this 1313-nucleotide messenger RNA. RefSeq names its product probable 2-oxoglutarate-dependent dioxygenase AOP1. Bases 56 to 1024 code for a protein of 322 amino acids. Gene Ontology annotation, molecular function: dioxygenase activity. The record is from RefSeq and is a predicted model, not a curated record. The transcript is spliced from 3 exons. Lineage: Eukaryota; Viridiplantae; Streptophyta; Magnoliopsida; Fagales; Juglandaceae.